Messenger RNA from Clonostachys solani, 657 nucleotides. The record is from the annotation of a GenBank genome assembly. Lineage: Eukaryota; Fungi; Ascomycota; Sordariomycetes; Hypocreales; Bionectriaceae.
AUGGUCUGGGCAAGAUGCUACGACGCAUUCGCGGCACAUGAGAUUGAGCAGCUCAGCUGCAUUGAGUAUAGGCUUACACAGGACAUAAGAGUUGCUCUCAAAUGCAACUCGCUCAUCGCAACCAAUUAUGUUGUCGGCGAGCCUCGGAUCGAAGAGAUUCUAUCUCGCGGAUUAUGCUAUGCGCGGAAGAUUAUGGACGCCUCCGACAACCCCGAGGAGAUGGUUCAGCUCCUACCCACAGAUCCUAGGCAUCCUGAACUACCUCUCAACAGGGAAGAGUUCGUGUACCGAUACACGGAAUUGUUUCGGCCACUUCCUCCGUCGGAGGUGGGCAGAAACAUCAAGCUUCGUGACUACCCUCAACAAGUCAAGGCAGCGUUCUUGCGCCGUUUCCUGCGGUCCUCACGCUUCCCUGACCAAGAUACGGGACCGCCAAAGAUUUUUCUAUAUGUCCAUGAAGGGAAAAGCCUUGCAGAGGGGAGGUCGCGAUUCCAUGAUGCGGAAUUCUGGGUGUGGGGGUAUGUCUUCUGGGACCAUGCGCGGCUGGCAAGGUUGGGCGUUUUCUCCAAGCCAGAAGCGAAUCCAGAAGAUGAAGCUCUCUUGAGGUGGGAUGUCAGAGAGACUAUCCAGUGCUUGAACGAAACAAGGAGCGGCUGA